Molecule: messenger RNA, 974 nt
Organism: Pogona vitticeps (central bearded dragon)
Lineage: Eukaryota; Metazoa; Chordata; Lepidosauria; Squamata; Agamidae
Source: RefSeq, a predicted model, not a curated record
UUCGAUUACAUCAAAGAACUCACACUGGGGAGAAAUCACAUAAAUGUAUGGAAUGUGGAAGAAGCUUCAGUUGCAGUGAUAAACUUAGGUCACAUGAAAGAACUCACACUGGGGAGAAGCCAUAUAACUGCAUGGAGUGUGGAAAGAGCUUUAGUUCCAAUUCGGCACGUAGGUCACAUGAAAGAAUUCACACUGGGGAGAAACCGCAUAAAUGUUUGGAAUGUGGAAAGAGCUUUAGUCAGAGUUCUCAUCUUAGGUCACAUGAAAGAACUCACACUGGGGAGAAACCACAUAAGUGCAUGGAAUGUGGAAAGAGCUUUAGUCGCAGUGAUGUCCUUAGAUUACAUGAAAGAAUUCACACUGGAGAGAAACCACAUAAAUGUAUGGAAUGUGGAAAGAGUUUUAGUUACAGUGGUGAUCUUAAGAAACAUGAAAGAACUCACAGUGGGGAGAAACCUUAUAAAUGCAUAGAAUGUGGAAAGAGCUUUACUUACAGUGGUAACUUUAGGCAACAUCAAAGGACUCACACUGGGGACAAACCAUAAAAAUGCAUGGAAUGUGUAAAGAGCGUUAUUCAGAGCUUCUGCUAAGUUAAGAAGGCAUAAGGAGCUCAUUCAGUUUUGUGUUGGUUUCCAGUGGAAAGACUAUGCAACCAAAUGUUGAUGUAAUGCAAAACAGAGAAAAGAGAAAGAUUGAGUGCAUUUUGAAAUGCCACUUGUGAUGUAUUUUACUACUAUCAUUAACAGCGAGAUACAAUAAAAUAGACGUGGAAACUUGUGCUAAAUAAAUGAGAAUAAGCAUAUAUUAUAAAACGGAAGCUUUUACAAAAUUAGUGUAAAAAGAAAAGAAUGAAUGUUAUAACGCUAACUGAUGAAAGAAAAGCCAGUAGUAAAGAGAGAGAAGCUGUCAAUUGUUUUAUAAGUCGUUACCUUCAUGAAUAAUAAUAGUAAUUGAAUUUUAAAGAGGAUACCAAU